Phaedon cochleariae (mustard beetle) is the source of this 1184-nucleotide messenger RNA. The record is from the annotation of a GenBank genome assembly. NCBI's taxonomy places the organism in Eukaryota, Metazoa, Arthropoda, Insecta, Coleoptera, Chrysomelidae.
AUGGAAACAGCUCCAUGUAUUGUGUAAAUGUGACAUUUUAAUGAAGGGUAUAGGCGAUAGUUUUUCGAAGUUCGAAUUCAGUGACUAUGGAGGCUUUUCAAAAGCCACAAAUAAUUUGUCAUACACAGAAUUCUGUCGAUUAUGCGAUUCACGAUGUGAAAUGGAUACCUUGUUCAGCGAAAUUUGUGUCAGUGGGUGGAAAAUCGAACGGAUCUGGAAUUAUUCAAACGUACACACUCACAAAAAACGGGAUUGAAAAAGUCGGAGAAUUUUGCAAGAAGGAUCAUUUCAAAUGUUGCACUUUUGAUGCUUCUGGUUUGAGAAAUAGGUGUUUGGCUACGGGAGAUUUCAGUGGAAGAUUACAAGUAUGGGAUUUGGAAGAUACACUACUGCCAGUUUACAAGUCAACUAACCAUAAAGCCGUAAUCAAUAGCAUAGACGGAGUAUCUGGUGCCGAAACCGGCUGUGGCGCUCCAGAGAUUGUAACUGGAUCUAGGGACGGUUCAGUGAUGGUAUGGGAUAUCCGCCAAAAAGAUUAUCCCGUCGCGAAGUUUGUCCCUACAGAAGAAGAACAAGCGAGAGAUUGCUGGGCGGUAGCAUUCGGGGAUUCGUACAAUAACGUGGAUAGAAUCGUAGCAGCAGGAUACGAUAAUGGGGAUAUAAAGAUGUAUGAUUUGAGGAAUAUGUCUUUGCGCUGGUCCAAAUGCGUCAAGAAUGGAGUGGUGAGCCUGCAGUUCGACCGCAAGACCAUUUCGAUGAAUAAACUGGUUUCCACAACAUUAGAAUCUAAAAUAUAUUGCUUCGACGUAAGAACGCAGCAUCAUAAAAAGGGUUUUGCACAUUUAGUGGAGAAAGCGCACGAUUCAACAGUCUGGAGUGUGAAACAUCUACCCCAAAAUCGGGAAAUAUUCAUGACAACUGGUGGAGCUGGAAGUCUUUGUCUCUGGAAAUAUAACUAUCCUGAUAAGAGAGUUGAGGUUGAUACUGAUGGAGUUCCGUAUGGUAAAGUAGGAGAUAUAUCACUGUUGCAGAACUGUACACUAUCAGACCAACCAAUAACUGCAUUCGACUGGUGUGUUGAUAAAUUGGGAUUAUCUGUUUGUUCUGCUUUCGAUCAGACUAUCAGAGUUUUGAUCACCACUAAACUCAAUUCGUAUUAAUAAAUAAUAAAAAAUGUUGUCAAG